CAAUUUUCAAUUUUUCAGCCGCCGAAGGAUGUGAAUAAAAUUUGCAACAAGUGGUUUUUCGCUUCCCUGUUUCAGGACUCGACGAUAAUCCGAACUGCCAAGAUACCAACUUUAAUUGCCCUCUCGUGGCUCAGGCUCGGCUCUGUAAUUACGAAAUCUAUCGAAGGACUUGCUGUCUUUCCUGCUCAAAGGCUCGUAUGGAGGAGGAGUAGAGCUUUUUGACUCGAAUCCCAAUUUCAAAGGCGACGCGAUUUCGACGGCUCGAUUUUUUAGAUUAUGAAAGUUUCCGCGAGAAACUUUGAGCAAAAGUAUCAAUUCACGAAUCGCUUAAUCGAACCUAUUUAGAGGGAAGCUGAUUAUCCCAAAUGUUUUUAGUUAAUUCGAAUUUUCCAUGCACGGUUGAAUAUUAAAUUUUUGGGAACAGUCUGUAGCGCAGCAGUGAUUUUAGAAUCUCUAGAAUUUUCAGCAUACUUUUUAUUGUUACUGUAUAUUUUUAACCACGCGUCUCGUUGCGCGAAUUUUAACAUUGAUUGAUUAUAUCGUCGGGAAGAAAAUUGUCAGACAUUUGAAAGUGCCGCUGUGUUAUCAACGGCGACGAAUUGAAUUUUUUUUUUUUUUUUUACAAGAAAUCCGCAAGCAUCGCGUGAUGACGAAUUAUGUUAUAAUUUCGUAACAUCAGGCAAAAAUUACGGAAACUAUGCGUAAAAAUUUUGAAUGAAAUAUAAUAGCGUUACGUAUAUCGAUAAGGUACUUAAACCGAUCAGUUUUGUCGUCUUGAUUUCUAAACCAGUAUUGUUCUUUUUUUUUUUCUCUUUCUUUUCAACGAGAAUAUUACACAAUAUCAUAGACACAAUUAAUUUUCUCCUCCUUGUGUAAUUAUUUUCUAUUGAAGGAAAGAAAGCAAAAAAAAGAAAAAUCCUUUUAUUAUUCUACUAGAGAAAUUAAUUAUCGGAAGGAAAUGUUUCCUUCUCAAUGUCAUUUCAUUUUCGAUGGAAUCAAUUGAACGCAAGAUGCGAAUCGAUUUUUUUUAUUCGCUUCCGUAUUUAAUUGGCGAGGUGAUUUUGUUUAGUGAAACUUACAUACAGGUUCACGUUACCGAUUUCUCAUAGAAUCGUGACUAUACGUUUGAUUGAUUAGGUGUAAAUAUACCUAUAUAUAAUAAAAUUAUACAAUGUAUAACGUAUAAUCGUAUAAUAAUAUUGUUACGCGUUUUUGCAUAAUCAGAAGUGGGAAUGUAUAUAUAUAUAUAUAUAUAUGUAAAUACAUUUCUCUUCAAAAAUAUUAUUUUCAAAUAUGUUGCGUAUAAGUUGCAGUGCCAUAUAUAUAAAUCGUGUGCGUGUGUAUCUGUGCGUGUGUGUAUAAAAAAGUGUAUAUGCAUGGAACUGUGUUGUUGUAAUAUUAAAAAUUGAAGUAUACAUAUUUACCGUGGUAUAAAAAUACCUUAAUGAUACGGUAAUUAUUGCUGCGUAAUAAAAAAAAAAAAAAAAUAAGUAUUACGCGUUAUUAAACUCGCGGAUUAUAAACAAAAAAUUUAUCGAUUUACGAUCGUAUAUAUUUGUGAUCAGAGAUUUGAAUUUGAAAGCGUUAUACGCACAAGUUUGAAUGUUCUACUGGCGAGAUGGUCGACCCGGAAGUGAUCGUAUUUCUUGACGUCAAGUAUUAUCGACGCACUAUUCUUGUUACGGUAUACAUUUAUAUGUAUACAUGUCGCAUCGCUGCAUUCGACGUUAUUCAUGCAGAGAGUAAUGCAUGCCAUAACCCAAUAAUUAUUCGAAAAACUUUUCCGAUGAGGGAGGAAGUCGUUUAGUUAUUCAAGAGUUCUUCGUCGUCCGGUCUCGUUCGGUUAUGUUAGAAGUUGCAUUACGUCUCGUUAUAUAUCACGUAUCUAAAGAAGUACCUUGAGAUCUUUCUUCACGGCGAGAUGAAUAAAUCCGCCAAAGUUACCGUGUCAGAAGGUCUGGCGAAAUUGGAUUAUCUUUUCAAAUGGAACCGAGUCCUGUUGAGAUCCUUUGGCGUAUGGCCGCUCGAUCACACCUCGACAUCAAGACUUGAGCGUUUUGGUACAUUUUUGUUGAUUUUGAAUCUCGGAACUUUGGUAAUCGCAGAAUGGAACGACUUGAUUGAAAUUUCGGGCAAUUUCGAUCUGAUGCUUGACAAUCUUACCGCGAAUUUGGGCACCUCGUUGGCACUGGUUAAACUCUUUAUUAUACGCUGGAAUGUUGAUACACUUCAGAACCUCAUCGCUGAUGUUCAAAACGACUGGUCCGUCGGUUAUACUGCUGAGGAUAUUAAGGUGAUGAUGGCUCGAGCUAGGAUUGGUCGUUGGUUUUCAAUCGCAGGUCCACUUUUGUCGUUGCUCUCGGCUCUCUUCUUUUCGUUCACACCUCAAGUUAUUACGCUCUCGAUGAAUGGGACGGAAAUAUCGAUGUUGAUGCCGUUCAGAUCUAUGUACUUUUACGACGUGACGUCGACGCCCGUUUACCAAUUCACUUACUUUUCGCAAUCCGUAGCCAGCUGCACAUCAUCGGCUGCUUAUUCCGGUGUCGACUGUUUUUUCGCGGCAUUAGCUUUUCACGUUUGUGGCCAACUCGAAAUACUCGGUAGUACGAUUCGUGGAUUCGACGGAAAAGAUUAUCGUAUGGUUAAACAUCUCGUCGAACGUCAUCUGCGAUUGAUCGAGUACAUCAACGAUUUGGAAAGCAUUUAUUCUACAGUUAUUUUCGGUCAACUUCUGGUAACAUCGUUGGCGAUAUGCAGUAUUGGAUUCAAGUUCACAAUGUCUUUGGACACCGAGGAUUUUGGGGAUAUUGGAAAGUUUUCGGUAUAUCUAUCCGCAGUUUUGAUACACGUAUUUUUGUAUUGCUACUCUGGGCAGUGUUUAAUCGACGAGAGCACUCGAUUGAGCGAAGCUGCCUACGAAUGUCCAUGGUACGAUAUGAAAGGAUCCGAUGCCCGAGCUUUUAUGAUGAUGCAGGCUAGGGCUCAGACACCUUUUAAAAUCACCGCUUUGAAAUUCUGCGACAUGUCACAUUCGUGCUUUACCAAUAUACUUCGUACUACCGGAACUUAUUUUUCCGUUCUCCAAGCGAUAAAAUGAAUGACACCCACAUUUAAAGAUCAGUUUUAGGAGGUAUGUUGUACGCUAAAAUAUUCAUUUUCUUGAAAAUAAAUGUACAUUGUAUUACUUCUCUUAACAAAAGCAGUCUAGUCGAGUUAUAAAACUGUGAUCACCAACUCCAUAAGCUACCAAAAAUUAGAGUUGAUUCGUCAUUAUGAAAAAUGAUUCUUAGAGAUGUAUAAGAGAAUAGUUUAACGUGGAAUGUUUUGACUAGUAAAUACUGAACAGUAUAGACCAGUGAAAAUUUUUUCGAACAUGUGGAAAACGAAGUGAAAAGUUUUGCUCAUCAAGCGAUAAAAACCGUGUCUUGAAGAUAAAAUGACUGGUGUUUAUUUCCGUCGGGUGACGUGAAGCACUAUUCCGCCUUUU
Neodiprion fabricii is the source of this 3487-nucleotide messenger RNA. Its product is annotated as odorant receptor 13a-like. The record is from RefSeq and is a predicted model, not a curated record. The transcript is spliced from 6 exons. Gene Ontology annotation, molecular function: odorant binding; olfactory receptor activity. The coding region runs from base 1922 to 3097 and encodes 391 amino acids. Gene Ontology annotation, biological process: detection of chemical stimulus involved in sensory perception of smell; sensory perception of smell. NCBI's taxonomy places the organism in Eukaryota, Metazoa, Arthropoda, Insecta, Hymenoptera, Diprionidae. Gene Ontology annotation, cellular component: plasma membrane.